GUCUGCCUGCCGCUGGCCUGGCCCCGUCUGUCUCUCUCAGCAGCUGUCUUUCUCGCGCCCACUGGCCGGUCUCUCCUCUUCCCCGCAGUCGCCUCCUUCCUCUGCCUGCCUGGGUGGCCGCCAUGGGCCGGAAGCGGCUCAUCACUGAUUCCUACCCGGUUGUGAAGAGGAGGGAGGGGCCCGCUGGGCACAGCAAGGGGGAGCUGGCAUCCGAGCUAGGGGAGGAGCCCCAGCCCCGCGACGAGGAGGAAGCGGAGCUGGAGCUGCUGAGGCAGUUUGACCUGGCCUGGCAGUACGGGCCCUGCACCGGGAUCACACGGCUGCAGCGCUGGUGUCGGGCCAAGCAGAUGGGCUUGGAGCCUCCCCCAGAGGUGUGGGAGGUGCUGAAGACCCACCCCGGAGACCCCCGCUUCCAGUGCAGCCUCUGGCAUCUCUAUCCCCUAUGAGGCACCACGUAUGACCUCCUGCCCUUGGCUCUCUUGCUCCUCACCCAAGAAUCUCAGGACAGAAGCAAGAGCCCAUUGCUUCUGCUCAGCUCAGCCCCGCUGCGGAGGAACCCUUGGCAGGCAGAACCUGGAGGUGUCAGAGGCUCAACUCCUCCAUCUAACCAGCAGGCUCUCAGAGCCCCCCUGGAAGAGCCUGUGCAGCUGAAGCAGAGUGCUUCUAGAUGGAGAGUGGUCACUGGGGAAAAGGACCUGGCCAUCACCUUCCAGUACCUGCUGCCUGUCUCCCUGACCCAUGGUGUGGCAAGUUAGGCACAGCCAGACGUGGACAGUUGAUCCAUGAGGCAAAGAUGCUGUCCCACCUAUGGCUAGGAAUCAGAGCAGGACUGGCUGAGCUCCCAGGGCAAGGGGUUCACUAAUGCUUACCAAUAAAGAAUAUUAAGC
Molecule: messenger RNA, 887 nt
Organism: Macaca mulatta (Rhesus monkey)
Lineage: Eukaryota; Metazoa; Chordata; Mammalia; Primates; Cercopithecidae
Gene: POLD4
Product: DNA polymerase delta 4, accessory subunit
Biological process (GO): DNA-templated DNA replication; DNA synthesis involved in DNA repair
Cellular component (GO): delta DNA polymerase complex
Molecular function (GO): DNA-directed DNA polymerase activity
Source: RefSeq, marked provisional